UUUAUGUAAUUUUCAUUUAAUAAUAGCAUGUUAUGUAUUAGUUUAUGUAUUAAUAUAGGUAUACUAUUAAGAUACUGUAUGUUAAUGUACAGUAUAUACAGUAUUAGCCUACUAGCCUACAUAGUAUAUUAAUAGGCUUUAUAACAACCCUCUGUUAACCCUAAUUAACCUCUACAACCGAGAGGUACUAACCCUAACUGACCUCUACAACCGCGAGGUACUAACCCUAACUAACCUCUACAACCGAGGGGUUGGCCUACUUACCCUAACUAACCUCUACAAACGAGGGUUGUCCUAACCCCGACUGAACCCCGUCAGGAGCAGAAGGGGGAGAGAUGCCUACUGCGACUGCGCAGCAAGGCUCUCUGGGAGGCUGCAGGAUUUGGCAGAUUUUAGAAACAUUUUAUUCAUUUAACGUUUUUACUAACACGAAGCACGUCUAACAGGACAACAAAACAAUUUUUUUUUUUUUUUCAGGAGCAUUCUGGAUUCUGGAUUAAGCUUUUUACUAGAAACGAAACUUCUUUCCUCGGCUUGUAAGAAGAAGCACAACAAUGAGUGCUCAGUCCGACAUCAACAAGAAGGUCUUCGUCCCACGGGGAGAGACGAUGCUGGUCGCCGUGGAGGUGAGGAGGAGGAGGAGGACGGCCGGGAGGAGGAUCCUCCAGCUGUCCACACGAGGGGGAGAAUACGCUACCUACCUCUGUCUAUCAGUGACCAAUAGGACGCCUCCUCAACUGCUCAUCACCAAAGUCAAACAGUUUGCCGGCUCCGCCCCCUUCGUCACAAGGUCACAGUGGGGCGUCGACCAGCUCCGCCAGGUCAAUGGAAUCGACCCAAACAAGGACUGCCCAGACUUCGACCUAGUCUUUGACAACACCGUGGACCAGUGGCUGUGCAGCUCCUCUGCAGAGAAGUGCAUCUUCAUCCUCAUCCUGUACCAGGCCUACAAGACCUACUCCGGAGGUCCCACUGGCCCCCCUGUGUGUCUGCCUGCGGGCGUUGGGAAGGUGGGGGCGAUGCGCAGGAUGAGCCUUGAUGCCGUCCGGAUCGCGCCGCGCGGGCCGGUGGAGCCCCCGGUGGCCGGAGGACCGAGGGCCCGGACGCUAUCGCCCAGGAGGAAGAGCUGCGUCCCUGCCAGGGGGACAGAGUUCAUCAACUGUCAACCCAAGCUAACGGGAGGUCUUCUGCCAGAGGCCUGUACCAUGAACCUGGUCAUCUACCGCGUCAAAGCCUUCUUCACCCGCCUGAAGAAGAGGGUUCUAGCCAAGCGCCCGGCCCCCCGGUCCAAAGGUCAGCCAGGACAUUUCUCGGGGGGCAUCAUGAGUAAUGUAGUGCAGAGGGUGACGGUGUCUGUGGGCGAGCGAGGACAGCGACUAACCCGGGCGGAGGACCAGACGCUGGAGCUAAUGCACAAAGCCCAGCAGUUCGCAGACACGGCCCACAAGCUCAGCCUGAAGUACUCAAAGUGACUUCACCGAAAACCUUGAAGAAGAACAAGGCCUAGCGCUCUGGGAGUUCCUCAACCAGCUCGGAGAACCAUAACUAGAACCCUGGGAGUUCUUUAACCAACCUGGAGAACCUGGAGUAGAACCCUGGGAGUUCCUUAACCAGCCCGGAGAACCAUAACUAGAACCCUGGGAGUUCCUUAACCAACCUGGAGAACCAUAACUAGAACCCUGGGAGUUCCUUAACCAACCUGGAGAACCAGGCCGAGCGCUCUGGGAGCUCCUUCACCAGAUGUCCCCUGCUGAGGAGAUAAAGUACUUACUGCUGGCUGUAAUCAUGUCUUGUGAUGAACUACUGACUGUAUUUCUUGUGUCUGGUGUUUAACCACAUGUCGUAAAGUCCUUAUGUUGUCAUGUCUGUCUUCAAUGUUUGAAGGUCUCCUUAUGCUGCUAGCCUCUCGUAUCUGUUUUAAUCUUUGUUUGUCUGUCUGAUGGACUUCUGUUCAUGUCUACAUAUUGUCGGCCUUUCAUUCAUGUGUCUGUUAUCCGUAAUGUCUUGAUUACUUUAUGUUUGUGCGAUGCAUAUUCUUCUCGGUGUGAGUGGGGCGUACGUACAUGUAAAGCUUCCUUAAUGUAACUUGACUUAACAAUCCAAACUGCUCUUAAAACAACACACAAUACAUUGUGUGUUUGAAUAAACUGUUUACAAAGA
This is a messenger RNA of Gadus morhua (Atlantic cod), 2160 nucleotides long. It is a transcript of the gene stxbp6l, whose product is annotated as syntaxin binding protein 6 (amisyn), like. The record is from RefSeq and is a predicted model, not a curated record. Bases 555 to 1472 code for a protein of 305 amino acids. The transcript has 8 exons. NCBI's taxonomy places the organism in Eukaryota, Metazoa, Chordata, Actinopteri, Gadiformes, Gadidae.